This is a messenger RNA of Mangifera indica (mango), 1493 nucleotides long. RefSeq names its product S-adenosylmethionine synthase. The record is from RefSeq and is a predicted model, not a curated record. Gene Ontology annotation, cellular component: cytosol. Lineage: Eukaryota; Viridiplantae; Streptophyta; Magnoliopsida; Sapindales; Anacardiaceae. Bases 187 to 1368 code for a protein of 393 amino acids. Gene Ontology annotation, molecular function: methionine adenosyltransferase activity; ATP binding. The transcript has 2 exons. Gene Ontology annotation, biological process: S-adenosylmethionine biosynthetic process.
CUUGAAUAUCAACGGCUGAGAUCUCUCUAAAAGCUAAAUCACCCGUUGGAUCUUCAGUGUAAUGAACCUAGCCCAGAUCCCGUGUCUGGGGGGCUUUUCUUCUGUCCUAUAAAUUUACCUUUCUGAUUCAUAUGUCUCUCACAGCACGCCAGCAGCUUCAAAGAAGAGAUUUUUAGCCUGACAGAAAUGGAGACUUUUCUAUUUACUUCUGAAUCUGUGAAUGAGGGACACCCAGAUAAGCUCUGCGACCAGGUUUCGGAUGCAAUUCUUGAUGCUUGUUUGGCUCAGGAUCCUGAAAGCAAAGUGGCAUGUGAAACAUGCACCAAGACCAACAUGGUGAUGGUGUUUGGUGAGAUCAGCACUAAGGCCAAUGUGGACUAUGAGAAAAUCGUGCGUGAUACUUGCAGAGCAAUUGGGUUCACUUCUGAUGACGUUGGACUUGAUGCUGAUAACUGUAAAGUUCUUGUCAAUAUUGAACAACAAAGCCCUGAUAUUGCUCAAGGUGUUCAUGGUCAUUCGACGAAAAAGCCUGAGGAGAUUGGAGCUGGUGAUCAGGGUCACAUGUUUGGUUAUGCCACUGAUGAAACCCCUGAAUUGAUGCCACUCAGUCACGUUCUGGCGACAAAGCUUGGUGCCCGUUUGACAGAAGUUAGGAAAAAUGGAACCUGUCCAUGGCUGAGACCUGAUGGAAAAACCCAAGUCACGGUCGAGUAUUACAAUGACAAUGGCGCCAUGGUUCCUGUCAGAGUUCAUACUGUUCUCAUUUCAACGCAGCAUGAUGAGACAGUCACAAACGACGAAAUUGCAGCUGAUCUUAAGCAACAUGUGAUCAAGCCUGUGAUUCCCGAGAAGUACUUGGAUGAAAAAACAAUUUUUCAUCUGAACCCAUCUGGGCGCUUUGUGAUUGGUGGGCCUCAUGGGGACGCUGGGCUUACUGGCCGUAAGAUCAUCAUUGAUACUUACGGUGGAUGGGGAGCUCACGGCGGUGGCGCCUUCUCAGGAAAGGACCCCACCAAGGUGGACAGAAGUGGAGCCUAUAUUGUUAGGCAAGCUGCCAAGAGUAUUGUGGCAAAUGGGCUUGCCAGGAGGUGCAUUGUUCAGGUUUCUUAUGCUAUUGGUGUGCCUGAUCCUUUGUCGGUCUUUGUGGAUACCUAUGGCACUGGAAAGAUCCCUGACAAAGAGAUACUGAAGAUUGUGAAGGAAAAUUUUGAUUUCAGGCCUGGAAUGAUUUCUAUUAACCUAGAUCUUAAGAGGGGUGGCAAUGGCAGGUUUUUGAAGACUGCAGCUUAUGGACAUUUUGGUAGAGAUGAUGCAGACUUCACUUGGGAAGUUGUGAGGCCUUUCAAGUGGGACAAAGUCCAAGCUUAAUCAACAGUUUUCUCCGUUUUCUUGGCUUUUUAGUGUUUUUAUCACGUUUUAUUUGUUCUCUCUGUUUGAAUCAUAUCUAUAUUCGAGGCAUAAAGAAAAAUGAAUGCAGAUAGUAUUAAAUGCCA